AUGUACCGAGAUGCUGGAUCGGAGCUCCUGCAGGAAAAUUUGCUUGGAGCGGCUUCCGAUGCAGCUACGUCGCUUCGUGUCAAGGGCUACUGUGUGCUGCAAAAGUGGGUGUCGGCCUGCCUCGUGGAGCAAGCGCAGGCAGUGGCCUCAAGAGAGGAUUUUUGGUUUCCCACCCAAAUUGUGGCCCAUGGAUUGCUGGGGACAGAUUUCGGCCUCGUUGAGCUUCCGGUUUUACAGGAGUCUUCGACACAGGUUGCCACACUGUCGCAGCUUUCCAAGCAGCUGUACGACCUCAACGAUACCAUCACCCAGCAUAUGGUCACUGCCUGUGGAUUUUGCCAGCAAAUUUCGGCAAUUCUCUUCAGGCAGGGUGCGCCCGGCAUGUCAGGAGAGGUUUCGGACCUUUCGGAAGUGGAUGCAUCACGGUGGCUUGACAUUUUCCGGCGCCAUCGGUUGCUGAGCAUGGUCUAUCUGGGUCCAGAGCCCGGAAUCCUGGACCUCUGGAUGUUCGAGGAAAGCGAGCCGUCAGUGGAGGAGGCGGUUGACUUGCAACUCGCAGCUCCACGACCGCAGAGGAUUGGCAUAGAACUGUCACCGGGUGAUGCCGUGGUCCUCCGUCCCGAACUCCUAGCACGGAAGUUGCGCGCCCCGGUGGGCUCGCUGGCAAUGAUAUCCUUAGUACUGGGAAGGAAGACCAGUGCACGGAGAGUAUGGCCUGGACAGGGACGCGCUCCCGCAGCCAAAGCCCUGGAUGAAUGGAUACGUCACCGGUUAUUGCAGCUGAGCCAGGAGGAUCGCAUCGACCACGAGGUUCCUUUUGCUUGGCGGAAGGACCUGCAACGCAGCUUUGACGACGGAACAAUGGUUGCUGUUCGCUCUGCAGCUGGUCGCUUCCCCCGGGCAGAUACAGUGGAUGAUUGGUGUCGUACCUCAAUCACUGCUGCGGCCGACUACGCCACAGAGGUUCCGUUUCGGCGAUGGGACCAUUCAGAGGUUUACGAUCCAGACGAUAGCAGCCUCAAGCAAGUGAAGUCUGCUUGCCGGCACGCUGCCUUCCUCGACGGCCUGGAGCUCUUCCCCAGCCAUGCCUUCAAAAUGCCAGAGCAGGAUGUGCGGCGUUGCGAUCCGUACCAGCGAUUGUGCGCGGAGGCAGCGUCGUCCGCCCUGCACAGUGGAAGUCUGAAGCGGCACGGCCAGCGCAGUGGCGGCCUCUUUGUUGGCUGUCCUUCCCCUGCGGACUGGGAGCAUGACAGCGACGGCAGCGACGGUCAGGCCCUUGUAGCCGGCCGACUCUCAGUGACGCUUGGGCUCAGGGGGCCUUCGGAGUCCCUUGUGCACUUGGAGGGUGCCGCUGGCUUGGCCGCGGCCUCGCUGGCGGCCACGGCUUUGGAGGCCAAGCUCGACUUUGCACUGGCACUUGGGGUGCACUUGAGCCUCUCCCCGCGCUUCUGGCUUUGUUGCUGCAGGGCCAAGGCUGCCUCGCUCUCCCGGCGUGGGCGGAGCUUGGCUUUCGACACCUCCUGUGACGGAUUCGUUCGUGGUGAGGCGUGUUGUGCAUUGAUGCUGUGCCGGUUUCAUCUUCCUGAGCCGUCCCAGAUGGAAAGCCCGCCAGCCGGCUGCAUUACGGGCAGUGCCAUGGCUGCGAGUGGGUGCAGCGCAUCUCUUGCACCGCAAGGUGCAGCCGAGAUUCGCCGCACGGUUGCAGAGGCCUUGUCAGAUCUGGAGCACGGCUUUGUGGACAUAGCGGAGGUUGAUGGUCUGGGGCCAUCAGCCGAGACGAUGGAGUUGGCCGCGCUGCAGGCAUCUCAUCGAGGCCACUGCGCAGACGCCAGUCCACUGCAACUUUCUUCGCUGAAGGCCAGCUGCGGUCAUCAGGUGCAGUGUGCAGGACUGGCGUGUGUCAUGCAGAUCUUGGCUGCCAUCCGCCUUGGCACCGCGACAGCGCAGCCGCACCUGCGGCAGCUAAGUCCCAGCGCCACGAUGGCCGGGCCCAGUCUCAGCGUGGAGUGUGGGCAGCUCACUGAACCCAACCUCUAUGCUGGUAUUCUCGGGCGUGGAGGUGGGACCACUGUAUACACAGUGUUGUGGGGAUUUGGUGGUCCUAUGGCAAAGGAUGGCCCCGCGCAUCUGAAGCCAGACCUCGUAUCCUGGCCGGGGCCGGCGACCGAGGUUGAGGGGCAAGUGUCUUCAGCGUAUCCACGGCUGGGAGAGCAGGCCGAGCAGGCACGCGGGAGCCCUGCAGGACCCGAGUAUUGCCUGAUCGGCAGCUGGGACAACUGGACGAGGUGCCGAGCCAUGGCUCGUGAGGAUGCCGACUGCUGGCGCGGGCAGCUGCACCUCGGAGGGGAGGAGUCCUUCCAGAUCCUCAAGGAUGGGGACCCAGAACAAGCGAUCUUCCCGAACUGCCGCAAUGCGCGGUUCGGGCGCUUCCAUGUGGUCCAGGGACCGGCGCCCAACCCUCACCGCCUUGCUUGGCUGGUCGGCGAGGACGGCGGCUCCGGAAGCGACUUCGAGGUUUCUCUGAGCUUCAAGGGUCGCCGGCCGCGGGUGACGUUGCGGAGCCUUUCGUGA
Messenger RNA from Symbiodinium sp. CCMP2592, 2571 nucleotides. NCBI's taxonomy places the organism in Eukaryota, Dinophyceae, Suessiales, Symbiodiniaceae. The record is from the annotation of a GenBank genome assembly.